AGGGAACGUGAACACAGGCUGGAGUAUUCCUGAGAUUUCGGCCUGUCGGCAAACUGGAAAUGGUGAGUCCAGCUCUCCUUCUCAGCAGGAUAGUGUGCGGGAUGGUGAACGUUACGGAUACAGCGUUUCCAGUUUGUCUGGAAUUUCCUCGGCUGAAUUUUCCCAACUGCGCUCUGAUGAUGAAAGUAGGUUUGUUUUUUUUAAAUUGACACCAUUCACAUUUAUUCAUUUCAUUCAGACUAAAGGACUAAAGCGCCGCUGCAUCGCUCUCUUAUUUUCACCGCUCUCUGUUUUAGACUUCAGACUCGGCGACAGGUAUUUAUGCGACCACCAUGACAUGAAUGGCUUUUCGGAAGAAGAGCUUCUGAACAUUACGUUUGAGGCGUGCGACGCUGCAGGACGAGGUAGACUUUUUUUUUUUUAGAUCUCUCUUGAAAUUGACAAGACGUUUUUAGAGACGGACCUCUGAGAAUUUCUCUCUCGCCAACAGGAGAAGUUCUGGCCUCCACUGUGGUGCAGUUUCUACAGGCCAUGACGGGCCACAGCGGUGGACAGGACAAGCUGAUCAUCCUGAAGCACAUGUUGGACCCAGAGGACCGAGAUCCACCCAUCGACAGAGACACGUUUCACACAACCAUGAGGAAUUGGAUCGCUCAGUGCAGCCAGGACGGAUUAUUUGACGACAGCUACCAGGCAUCAGGAUCAGACUCUUGCAAAGCAACUGGGAACGGUGAGUCUUGUGAUCCGAGACAGUCAAGAUGUUUCUGAAUUAUUGGCAUCCUUCUACACCCUUGGCACCUGGGUUUAAUUCCCACCUCCACCCUGUGUGCAUGGAGUUUGCAUGUUCUCCUCAUGCUUUGGGGGUACCACAGUUUCCUCCCCAAGUCCAAAGACAUGCGUUAUAGGCUGAUUACCAUCUCUGAAUUGUCUGUGGUGUGCGAGUACGUGUGCGAUUGUGCCCUGUGAUAGAUUGGUACCCCGUCCAGUGUGUCCCCCGUCUUGUUCCAAGUCCCCUGGGAUAGGCUCCAGGCUCCCCACGACCUUGUGUGGGAAAAGCGGUACA
Molecule: messenger RNA, 1063 nt
Organism: Ictalurus furcatus (blue catfish)
Lineage: Eukaryota; Metazoa; Chordata; Actinopteri; Siluriformes; Ictaluridae
Product: inositol 1,4,5-triphosphate receptor associated 2-like
Exons: 2
Coding region: 532-768 (78 amino acids)
Source: RefSeq, a predicted model, not a curated record